AUGUCAAUUAUGCCUGGGAGGACUGCCGUGUGCGAUUUAAACUUGUUAGCGGCUCCCGUGGACGGUUCUGCAACCGUUUCGUCGAACCCGCUGAACUUCACAAGUGCGCCCAGCAGGACUGUGUACUUGGGGAACAUUGCGCCCGAGGUGACGCUGCGUGAGCUGCUGGACCAUGUGCAGAGCGGUGUUGUGGAGGAUGCGCGGUUGUUCCCCGCGAAGUCGUGUGCGUUUGUGUCCUUCGUGGACGAGAACUCGGCGCUGCUGUUCCACUCGGAUGCUAUCUUGAACCGGCUCCGGAUCGGUGACCGGGACGUCAAGAUCGGGUGGGCCACUGCGACGUUGAUGGACCCACUUGUCGCGACGCGGAUCCAAUCGGAGGGAGCCACCAGGAACGUCUAUUUGGGGAACCUCCCCGAUGGAGUCUCCAGAUACGAAUUGACUAAAGAUCUGUCCGUGUACGGCGAGAUAGAUUCAGUCAAGUUGCUCUCCUCCAAGGGUGUUGCCUUCGUGCACAUGGCUUCGAUCGGACAAGCGAUCCAUGCGGUCGCGAACUUACAACGUGACAACAAGAUCUACAGUGACCGGCGUGUAUCCUUUGGCAAGGACCGGUGCGCUUAUGUGACGAAGUUGCAACAGAGCCGUGCCGCGCAGUUCCUCGGGCUCCCCGAGGAGGACGCUGUUCGAAUGGAGCAACUUCGCGACAGGGACUUUGUAUCGAACGUGCUCCUCCAGCAGGCAGCGGCGACCGCUGCCAUUGCGACCUCCGCUGGUGGACCAAACAACUUGGGGAACCGUACAAUCUACGUCGGGAACCUGUCCGCUCGAUGCCGUAUUGAAGAGGUGUGCAACGUGGUCCGCGGCGGGUUGCUACAGAGCGUCAAGUUUCUCCCGGACCGACACGUGUGUUUCGUCACCUUUGCGGACCCUACCGCCGCUGCACAAUUCUACGCGAUGGCCUCACUGCAUGGACUUACCAUACAACGCCGCCGGUGCAAGAUAGGUUGGGGGAAACACUCGGGCCCCCUCCCGGCGCAUCUUGCAGACGCGAUUUCACACGGUGCCUCGCGGAACGUGUACUUUGGGAACGUCAACUGGCAGGACCCAGCGGUCGCGGAGUUCUUCGAGGAGAGACACCUGAGGCAAGCGAUGUCCCAUUUUGGCGAGAUGGAGCAAGUCAAUGCGGUCCCUGAGCGACGCUGCGUGUUUGUGAACUUCACGAACCUGGAGAGUGCGAUCGCUGCGGUCGAACAAGUCAAGAAAUGGCCGCAGUUCCAGCAACUCAAGGUCAAUUACGGCAAGGACCGCUGCGGCAACGUCCCCGUGGAGUCAUAG
This is a messenger RNA of Huiozyma naganishii CBS 8797, 1332 nucleotides long. RefSeq names its product Mrn1p (gene MRN1). Gene Ontology annotation, biological process: mRNA splicing, via spliceosome. Bases 1 to 1332 code for a protein of 443 amino acids. The transcript has a single exon. The record is from RefSeq and is a predicted model, not a curated record. Lineage: Eukaryota; Fungi; Ascomycota; Saccharomycetes; Saccharomycetales; Saccharomycetaceae. Gene Ontology annotation, molecular function: mRNA binding. Gene Ontology annotation, cellular component: cytoplasmic stress granule.